AUGAAGCUCAUAACGCAUAACAUGUUAACAUCGAAGUGCUUAAAAGGUGUCAUGACUGGAUAUCCUCUGGCUAUAAAUGCUACAGAUGUAAAAGUAACAGAAAUUGACUUUAAUCCAGAAUUUAUAACGCGUGUUAUUCCGAAAUUGGAUUGGGAAGUUCUCUGGGCAGCUGCCAAUAGUAUUGGCCAUGGUGAUGGUCUACCCAAAACUUUAGAACCAAAAUACGAAGAAAAUGAAGAGUUUUUGAAGAAAGUACAUAAAGUCUUACUUGAAGUAGAGGUUGAAGAAGGAAAUCUCACUUGCCCAGAAUCCGGCAGACAGUUUCCCAUCUCCAAGGGAAUUCCAAAUAUGUUGUUGACAGAAGCAGAAGUACAAUAA
Molecule: messenger RNA, 378 nt
Organism: Helicoverpa armigera (cotton bollworm)
Lineage: Eukaryota; Metazoa; Arthropoda; Insecta; Lepidoptera; Noctuidae
Product: multifunctional methyltransferase subunit TRM112-like protein
Exons: 1
Coding region: 1-378 (125 amino acids)
Biological process (GO): peptidyl-glutamine methylation; tRNA methylation; rRNA (guanine-N7)-methylation
Molecular function (GO): protein heterodimerization activity
Source: RefSeq, a predicted model, not a curated record